AAGAGGAAGUCCACUAUCUGUGUGUCAAAACACACUUUAUUCUUACUUGGGCCACAAGCAAGUGAAUUUAUCGCGUUUGGGGCUCAUAUUCAGCAUGGCUAAGCUUCAGUCUGGUAACGGAGUGCAGUGGAAGGACAGCAGGAGUCAGCGGGGCACGGUGGAGAGUCUGGCCGAGCACGAGAACUCUUCUCUGGGCUCGGACUCUGAGCUCAACGGCUUCGCCAACACGGAGAUCCAGACAGACAAGUACGGAUUCAUAGGAGGAGCUCAACAAAGCACAGGAGAACAUGAUAAUAUUCCUCCAGAUGUGCUCCGGCAGAGAGAAGCCAAAUGGCUGGAUAUGCUCACCAGUUGGGACAAGUGGAUGGCCAAAAAACACAAGAAGGUAAAGUUGCGCUGUCAGAAGGGCAUCCCUCCAUCACUCAGAGGUCGUGCGUGGCUUUAUCUCUCUGGUGGGAAAGUGAAGAAAGAACAGAAUCAGGGCAAAUUUCAGGAGUUGGACAGUCAGCCUGGAGAUCCUAAAUGGCUGGAUGUGAUCGAGAAAGACCUCCACAGACAGUUUCCAUUCCACGAGAUGUUCGUAGCCCGGGGAGGCCAUGGGCAGCAGGAUCUGUUCCGGGUGCUGAAGGCGUACACACUGCACAGACCAGAGGAGGGUUACUGUCAGGCUCAAGCUCCUAUAGCUGCAGUGCUGCUCAUGCACAUGCCUGCUGAGGAUGCAUUCUGGGGUCUGGUCCAGAUCUGUGAGAAGUAUCUGCCCGGAUACUACAGCGCAGGCCUGGAGGCCAUCCAGUUAGACGGCGAGAUCUUGUUCGCUCUGCUCAAGCGCGUGUCCCCGGUGGCCCACCGGCAUCUGAAGAAAUACAAGAUUGACCCUAUCCUCUACAUGACUGAGUGGUUCAUGUGUGCCUUCUCCAGGACGCUGCCCUGGGUGUCUGUCCUGCGCAUGUGGGACAUGUUCUUCUGUGAGGGAGUGAAGAUCAUCUUCCGUGUGGGUCUGGUGCUGCUGAAGUGCAUGCUGGGAUCUCAGGAGAAACUGAAAGCGUGUCAGGGCCAGUAUGAGACCAUGGAGCUGCUCAGAUCUAUUGAGCCACGAUACAUGCAGGAGGCUUUCCUAGUGCAAGAGGUCAUUGAGUUGGCCGUGUCUGAGCGAGACAUAGAGAAGGAACAUCUCUCUCAGCUCCGGCGCUGGAAGGAGACCCACGGAGAGCUGCACUGUAAAUCCCCUCCCAGAAUGCACGGCGCCAAAGCCAUCAUGGCCGCUGAGCCGCCCAGUCGCCAGGACCUCAAACAAAACCCCACGAUCGUCGUCGAAGUACCGCAGACCUCCGAGAGCAAGAUGGAGAAAGGGAAAAAAGCGAAGAGCAAAGUGGAGAAGAAAACAGACACGAAAAACACCUCGCCACCUCUUAAUCCGUAUCUGUUACCCAGCGACCCAGCAUUACAGAGCGAUAACCUCGCGCCCAGCGAAUCGCAGCACCUGCAGGAAGACACGCCCCCGCAGGGCUCCAAUCAGAGUCUCAGUAGCUCCGAACACGACACCUACCUGUAAAGCGCUGGAAGAGGGACGCCAGUGCUGACCGCUGAAUGUUUACUGUGCAGAAACAUCUGCCUCCCCACUCUCAGGAUUUGGCAUCGAAGGAGAGAUCACAUAACACAAAACAUACUUAUGGGAGUCACAAUCACAUAGGAGAGCAUGGAUAAAACCGUACAUCAUGAGGUUUUCAACUGUGUUUACAUGAUUAUAUGUAUAUGUGUGUGUGCAUGGUUGGAAAUGAAAUGAAGGACAAAGAGCAAAAACCAUCUCUCAGAUCUCCAAAUGAAGCGUUAAUGAGCUGCGCUGGAUGCAGAUGUUCUUAUGCUGUUUAAACUAGUUAUGAUUCCUGUUAGCGAGUGCAGAGGACAUACUGUAGUGGGAUGCAAGUACAUUUCCAUCAUCUGCCUCAGGAGACUGAAUUUGUCUGUUUUUGUAUUUUUAAA
Molecule: messenger RNA, 1980 nt
Organism: Sinocyclocheilus rhinocerous
Lineage: Eukaryota; Metazoa; Chordata; Actinopteri; Cypriniformes; Cyprinidae
Product: TBC1 domain family member 10A-like
Exons: 9
Coding region: 95-1552 (485 amino acids)
Biological process (GO): regulation of GTPase activity
Molecular function (GO): GTPase activator activity; small GTPase binding
Source: RefSeq, a predicted model, not a curated record